Phytophthora sojae is the source of this 546-nucleotide messenger RNA. RefSeq lists its product as hypothetical. The record is from RefSeq and is a predicted model, not a curated record. NCBI's taxonomy places the organism in Eukaryota, Oomycota, Peronosporomycetes, Peronosporales, Peronosporaceae. The transcript has 3 exons. The annotation marks the transcript as partial.
CUGAAAGUUUUGGGCGAAAGCGGUACAUCCAGCGCAUCCCGAAGUCAGCACCCACUCGUGGCGAUCCUUUGUGUAGGAAUCGCGUGGCUGGUUGAUUGUCUCCACGGUGGUGACAGAACGACGCAGUUCUGGGGAGUGGCAGGCAUGGACCAAUUCAUUGUCGCCCAUUGCAAGGCGAAUUCAUUGCCGUUUGUGAAGGUCAAGGACUCGAACAUGAUGAACCAGAUCUUUCGUCAAGGCCAGCAACUUGUGCAGCACGAUCCAGCAACUGGUAGCAAGUGGCGAGUGUUAACUUCCGAGGCGGCUGAGGGUCUGAGCCAUCGCGCGUCUGCAGGUCGGAACUGCUCACCAUUUCGUUUGUUGCUGGACGAAGUUGUCCUUGUUGGCAAUCUCAUUGCCAGUAGCGACUACGGGAAAGUCGGUCAUGCGAUCGAUCUCGCGAGGGACAUCACGCAGCUCAACGGGACCACGAACGAGCAGAUCCAGCUCAUUGCGUACACCAGGGCAUUUGGGGCUGGAUGGAAUCUGCGUGGCGUACAAUUUUGA